Molecule: messenger RNA, 2676 nt
Organism: Galeopterus variegatus (Sunda flying lemur)
Lineage: Eukaryota; Metazoa; Chordata; Mammalia; Dermoptera; Cynocephalidae
Gene: IKZF1
Product: IKAROS family zinc finger 1 (Ikaros)
Exons: 8
Coding region: 160-1719 (519 amino acids)
Biological process (GO): regulation of transcription by RNA polymerase II
Cellular component (GO): nucleus
Molecular function (GO): RNA polymerase II cis-regulatory region sequence-specific DNA binding; DNA-binding transcription factor activity
Source: RefSeq, a predicted model, not a curated record
CGCAGCCCGUCUCGGGCGGGACGCUUGGUCGCGACGAGGUAGGCGACCCGGGCGAGCCCGGCGGGGCAGAGGGAGCCCAGCUUCGAGGUUGCUCUUCGCGCCCGAGGAUCAGUCUUGGCCCCCGAAGCGCGACGCACAAAUCCACAUAACCCGAGGACAAUGGACGCUGAUGAGGGUCAAGACAUGUCCCAAGUUUCAGGGAAGGAAAGCCCCACAGUGAGUGACACUCCAGAUGAUGGCGAUGAGCCCAUGCCUGUCCCCGAAGACCUUUCCACCACCUCUGGAGGACAGCAGAGUUCCAAGAGUGAGAGAGUAGUGGCCGGUAAUGUUAAAGUAGAGACUCAGAGUGAUGAAGAGAAUGGGCGUGCCUGUGAAAUGAAUGGGGAGGCAUGUGCGGAGGAUUUACGAAUGCUUGAUGCCUCGGGAGAGAAAAUGCAUGCCCCCCACAGGGACCAAGGCAGCUCGGCUUUGUCGGGAGCUGGAGGCAUUCGACUUCCUAACGGAAAGCUAAAGUGUGAUAUCUGUGGGAUCAUUUGCAUCGGGCCCAAUGUGCUCAUGGUUCACAAAAGAAGCCACACUGGAGAACGGCCGUUCCAGUGCAAUCAGUGCGGGGCCUCCUUCACCCAGAAAGGCAACCUGCUACGGCACAUCAAGUUGCACUCCGGGGAGAAGCCCUUCAAGUGCCACCUCUGCAACUACGCCUGCCGCCGGAGGGACGCCCUCACAGGCCACCUGCGCACGCACUCUGUUGGUAAACCUCACAAAUGUGGAUAUUGUGGCCGAAGCUAUAAACAGCGAAGCUCUUUAGAGGAACAUAAAGAGCGUUGCCACAACUACUUGGAAAGCAUGGGCCUUCCGGGCACGCUGUACCCAGUCAUUAAAGAAGAAACUAAUCACAGUGAAAUGGCAGAAGACCUGUGCAAGAUAGGACCAGAGAGAUCCCUCGUGCUGGACAGACUAGCAAGUAACGUGGCCAAACGUAAGAGCUCUAUGCCUCAGAAAUUUCUUGGAGACAAGUGCCUGUCAGACAUGCCCUACGACAGCAGCGCCAGCUACGAGAAGGAGAACGAGAUGAUGAAGUCCCACGUGAUGGACCAAGCCAUCAACAACGCCAUCAGCUACCUGGGCGCCGAGUCCCUGCGCCCCCUGGUGCAGACGCCCCCCAGUGGCUCCGAGGUGGUCCCAGUCAUCAGCCCCAUGUACCAGCUGCACAAGCCCCCCACGGAGGGCCCCCUGCGCUCCAACCACUCGGCUCAGGACAGCGCCGUGGAGAACCUGCUGCUGCUCUCCAAGGCCAAGUCAGUGUCCUCAGAGCGGGAGGCCUCACCGAGCAACAGCUGCCAAGACUCGACGGACACCGAGAGCAACAACGAGGAGCAGCGCGGUGGCCUCAUCUACCUGACCAACCACAUCACGCCACAUGCCCGCAAUGGCCUGUCGCUGAAGGAGGAGCAGCGGGCCUACGACCUGCUGAGGCCGGCCUCGGAGAACUCACAGGACGCCUUCCGGGUGGUCAGCACAAGUGGGGAGCAGGUGCGGGUGUACAAGUGCGAACACUGCCGCGUGCUCUUCCUGGACCACGUCAUGUACACUAUCCACAUGGGCUGCCACGGCUUCCGCGACCCCUUCGAGUGCAACAUGUGCGGCUACCACAGCCAGGACAGGUACGAGUUCUCAUCCCACAUCACGCGGGGGGAGCACCGCUACCACAUGAGCUAAAGCCCCCGGGGCCUGCCCACCAUGACAAGCACAAGGACCGCCACCCCUGCCCUCCCUCCAGUCCCAAGAGCAUGGACUGCACUGGACCAGACGAUGUGGUGUUUCCAUGUGUAGGUGUUUUUCUGUUUUUUAAGUUUGUCGGUUGGGGUUUGAUUUGCUUUUGAAAACAAGGAGGUUCUUAUUGUUAGAGGCAGGGUUGCCUUGGAGGCAUCCAGACUGCUGUCUUCCUAGAGGUUUUCAUAGACUGCUAGCUGAAAUCCCCCCAUCCCCCCGCAUUGCUUCUUAGAAUCACCUUCUCCAAACAAUUAGCCUGAAUUUUCAGAGAAUGAUCUAAAACAGUACAAAGCCUGGGAAGGAGCAAGCAGGUUCCUGUGCUAAGCACAGGGUUUGCGCACCAGGUGUCUUUUCCAAGUUCCCAAAAGCAGUGAGCAUGGCCCGUGAGGUAUGACUAUUGGAUACGAUUUGCAGGUGAGACAGGAUGGGAUGGCAUGUGGCCACCUGGGAGGUCCCCUCGACAUGACACAGCUGGCAUCUAAGGUGGAAAGGCUGCACAGCUUGAAAGAAAUAUUAAGUCAUAUUCUGCACAGGAAAAGAAAUUGGGAAAGGGUAUCUGUUGGGCUUCCCUGGGCAGAGGGAGGUGGGAAGGAAUGGAGAGCCUCUUAGUCCCCUCCCCGGCUUCCAAGCUCCCCCAGUGCUGGCUAGGGGACACUGAGCCUUCUGAGCCUGUGGCCAGGUGGGAUGAGUUCAGUCUUCCUGCGGGUACAUCUGGAGAGCCUGGUUCUCUGCGUUUUCAUCUGCAUGCCUUGAAUGGCCCCAAAAGUCUAUCACUACGUUUUAAACACCAGUCCCAAAAUUUGGAUCUUAAUUCUUUGUGAACUUCUAAAACAGUAAAAUUCAUCAGAAACCAAAGCUUUAUUACACAUUCCACAUUCAUUUCUUUGGUUAUCUAGUUCUUCU